AUGGGUGGUUUCACGAAAUUUUUGCUGUUUCUUUUCUUCGUGGCGAUCAUCGGUGUUCUCCUGGCAAUAAGUAGAAAGCCUCAAAACAGGAACACCCUGAUGUUCAUGACUCCUGGACUACCAUUUGUCCCGGCCAUCGCCGUUACCGUCAACAUAUACCUCAUCUUCAAGCUGAGCAUCCUCACCCUCGUCAGAUUCACCGUGUGGAUGACCCUUGGUGAGAUAUAA
This is a messenger RNA of Copidosoma floridanum, 228 nucleotides long. RefSeq names its product cationic amino acid transporter 2-like. The record is from RefSeq and is a predicted model, not a curated record. NCBI's taxonomy places the organism in Eukaryota, Metazoa, Arthropoda, Insecta, Hymenoptera, Encyrtidae.